Molecule: messenger RNA, 621 nt
Organism: Adineta steineri
Lineage: Eukaryota; Metazoa; Rotifera; Eurotatoria; Adinetida; Adinetidae
Source: the annotation of a GenBank genome assembly
AUGUUUCUGAUUCCAAGUACAGCAAAUAUACCUGAAAAUCCUACAAAAAAAGGUUGUGAUUUACGUCUAUAUGUACAUAUAUAUAUAUAUGUUUGGGUAUUAACAAAUGGUAUUUAUUCAAGUAUUACUAAACUUCUCGGAGAAAUUAAUCGAACAAAUCCAGAUCCAUCUCAAUCUAUUCAUUUUAUUGGUAUUGCGUCAUGGGGUUGUGUGUCGAGUGUUGAACAACUUGAUGUUUAUGGAACAAAUGUUAUUUAUAAUAAACCAAAAACUGAUGAAAGAUCAUUUGCAUCAAAUCAUGUACUUUUGAUAUUUAUUGAUAAUGAUACUAAACAUGAAUAUGGAAUUCAUGAAAAUGUUCUAAAAAAUAAAGUUUCUGUUCUUCUUUUGCAAGGUGCAGGUGGAUGUUGUGAUUUAUUUGCUAGUGAAGAUCCAUUGACAAUGAAAGAAAAUGAACAAAUCAAAACUAAACUUCGUGAACAAUUAAAAAUUAUUGAUAAUAAAUUAAAUCCAGAAUCAACUAUGAAUUCAUCAAUUGAACAUGAUGAAAUUGUUUAUUUUGAAUUGAAUUAUAAUUUAAUUCAAGAUUUUAAUAAUCCAUUACGAGCAAAAUAUAUAUGA